Messenger RNA from Paramecium tetraurelia, 759 nucleotides. RefSeq lists its product as uncharacterized. NCBI's taxonomy places the organism in Eukaryota, Ciliophora, Oligohymenophorea, Peniculida, Parameciidae. The record is from RefSeq and is a predicted model, not a curated record. The transcript has 2 exons.
AUGAACUUAUUUGAAAAGUUAAAAUAUAUUUUAAGAAGUAUUUUUUCUUCAUCUCAAGUAACGGAAGAAGAAUCAAAAGAUAAAGAAUAUGAAGAGACAAGUGAAAUUAUUGCUUCUUUGAGAAAACACUUUUAAUCUUUAGAACAACACAACAAAGAACCAUUGAGAUUGAUUUUACUUAAAAAACUUAUUGAAUUAAAAAAUAAAAAACAAAAUUACAAAUAGCAAGAAUCGAACCUACAAAGGAUGCAAUUGAUGUUUCCUCAAUAAAAAAUAAAUUAUAAUAAUACAGCCACCUAAAGAUAAAAUCAGCCAAUUUCAACUCCAACAUUUCAUAAUUAGAAUUUUGAUACCUAAAACUAUUUCAUUAAGCAACACAUUCCUUAAUUUAUGAUAGAAUAGAAAAUGCAGCAGUCUUAUGAAACUAAAGAUUAACAAACAUUCUUCCAUUAAAAUUAGUUACAAAUCAACAUACAAUUGGAAUCCAUAAGCUUCUCAUCUUCACAAAGCCAUUUUACUUUUGGGCAAUCAAAUAGUUUUGGAUCUUAAAUGAUAUAAUAAUCAAUAUUGAACACUAAAGAACAAUAAACUAAAUUUGCCUAUAAUAAUAUGGAUUGUAAAAAUUAGACCUGUGGAGAAGCACAAAAAAAUUACAGACCAAAACCAAAGUUGUUUAUUUUUCCAGAAAUUGUAGAGGAUAUCUAUGAGUCAACUAUCCUCACAGAACAUAAAUUUAGCGAAGCAAAAGAGACUUUAUGA